AUGCGUCACAGUGCACCCGGUGUUCAGCGAUACAUCCGUGCGCCACUCUCCGUUUUUGAAAUGAGCUCCAUCGGUACAGGUUAUGACUUGGCCGCAUCGACAUUUUCUCCCGAUGGACGAAUCUUCCAAAUUGAGUAUGCACAAAAAGCAGUUGACAAUAGCGGUACAAUGAUAGCACUUCGAGGGAAGAAUGGUGUCGUGACAGCUGUUGACAAAGUUAUUACGUCAAAGAUGUACGAAGAGAAUGCCAAUCCACGAAUGUUCAAUGCAAAUGAGAAUAUCGGUCUUGCUCUUGCUGGUGUAUAUCCAGAUUGUCGAGCUUUGAAAGAUUACGCUUGCAGUGAGGCGAUCAAGUACCUCAAGGAUUAUCGUGAACCAAUGCCAGUGCAGAAGCUUGCCGAUGCUCUGGCGCAGUACGUCCACCUCUAUACCCUCGGUAUCAGUCGUCCAUUUGGUGCUUCUGCUUUCUUCACAUCAUGGAACAAGAAGGAGGGAGGUAAAUUGUACCUUGUAGAACCAUCAGGUCUUUGUUAUGAAUACAAGGCAUGGGCAGUUGGAAAGCAUAGACAAGCAGCAAAGGCGGAAAUAGAAAAAUUGAAGUUGGAAGACUUUGAUAUGAAAGAUCUAGUCAAAGAAGCUGCUCGAAUCAUUAUUGCAAUUCGAGAUGAGAACAAGGACAAAGAUGUCCAAAUUGAACUAGGCUGGGUUGGAGAAGCUACAGAUGGGCGACAUGAGACGGUACCCGUCGAUGUAGUUGCUGCGGCCGAGGAAUGGGCACGUGCCAAACUUGAUGAGGAUGAUAUGGACGAAUAGGCGGCUAGUUCAUUGUUUUACUUGUACGGUUAUCCGAUUUCAUACUGUUGAGCAAUGAUUUCCCUUUAAUAUAUGAAUUAAUUUAUUUGUUUUCAUGCGAUAGAAUGUGUGAUUGAAAUUCGGUCAAUUAUAAAACUUAAUAAGUUUUA
This is a messenger RNA of Cylicocyclus nassatus, 962 nucleotides long. Lineage: Eukaryota; Metazoa; Nematoda; Chromadorea; Rhabditida; Strongylidae. The record is from the annotation of a GenBank genome assembly.